Molecule: messenger RNA, 3619 nt
Organism: Gadus macrocephalus (Pacific cod)
Lineage: Eukaryota; Metazoa; Chordata; Actinopteri; Gadiformes; Gadidae
Gene: dqx1
Product: DEAQ box RNA-dependent ATPase 1
Exons: 12
Coding region: 409-2931 (840 amino acids)
Cellular component (GO): spliceosomal complex; intracellular anatomical structure
Molecular function (GO): RNA binding
Source: RefSeq, a predicted model, not a curated record
CGCCACCUGCGCCCAGUCAGACAACCAAACAUGGCGGCUGGUCCGUAGCGCAAUACAAUAAAGCAUUGAUAUUAUUAUCAAUUGUCAGCAGUCAUAUCAAAAGUGGACCCCUUUGGCAAACACGAAUGAAAACUCUCGUUGGAUCUACGGUUUCCUGGAUUAUAUAUUUGUGGUCGUUCUCCUGGGGAAAGACGGGCUUCGUUCCGCCUAGGGGAUCGGUCGGUAUUGCCUUCGUGGUUUCGCCAUCAGUGGAUACCUAAACAAAGCUUCCUGGACAGUGGGGCUGUUUUUUGUUUUUGCCCAGCGUCCUGCAACCCAUGAAUCUCUUCGGAUUAAUCAUCUGAUAUGUUAAAGAGGUGAUCUCCGACCCUCGCCCCCAUCGCCCUCAUCCCCCAUCCGGGGGGGAGGAUGUCCUCGCCACAAGCUUCCCCCUCCACCCUCCCUUCCCCUGGCCCCCAACCCGCCCCUGCUUCAGCCACCCUGGACUCCCUCUCCGUCUCCUCCCUGUUCUCUGAUGACGACCUGGAGGAGGAGGAGGGGGAGGGCGGGGAGAGAGGAGAGGGAGACGAGGACGAGGACGAGGACGAGGACGAGGAGGGCCUGGGUGACCUGGAGGUGAACCCGUACGACGGCCUGCCCUUCUCGUCGCGGUACUACGUCCUGCUGGGGGAACGCCGGCAGCUGCCCGUCUGGAGGCUGAAGUACCGGCUGCUGGAGCUCCUGGAGAGCCACAGCAUGGUGGUGCUGAGUGCCCCCAGCGGCGUGGGCAAGAGCACGCAGGUGCCCCAGUGGUGCGUGGAGUACGCCCUGUCCCACGAGUUCUCCCAGGGCCUGGUGUGCUGCUCCCAGCCCCACUCGGUGGCGGCGGGCAGCCUGGCCCUGCGCGUGGCCGACGAGAUGGACCUGAGCCUGGGCCUGGAGGUGGGCUACAGGGUCCCGCACGACGACAGCUGCACCCCGGACACCCUGCUCAGGUUCAUGAGCGACUCCCUGCUCCUGGAGGAGAUGAUGUCGGACCCCCUGCUGCGGCAGUACGGCGUGGUGGUGCUGGACGAGCUGCAGGAGCGCACCAUCCCCACCGACGUGCUGCUGGGCCUGCUGUGCGACGUGUGCCGCCAGCGGCCCCACGACCUCCGCGUGGUCCUCCUCUGCCACCCCUCGCUGGCCCCCCGCCUCGCCGCCUUCCUGGGGCCCGCGCCCCUCCUCGCGCUGGACCCCGCCCCCGACGCCCCAGCCGCCACCCCCCCCGCGGGGGCGUCCGGAGGCUGCCCGGGGCCGGAGCAGGGCCCCGGGGAGGGGGCCGAGGGCGAGGCGGCGGCGGCGGCGGCGGUGGCGGCGCCGGGGCCGCGGGUGGAGACGGUGUACCGGGAGCCGGCGGCCGGGAGGGAGCGCCUGGUGGCGGCGUGUCACAUGGUCCUGGAUCUGCACCGACGGGGCGAGGAGGGCCACGUCAUGGUGUUCCUCGCCAGCGCGCAGGAGGUGGAGGAGUGCUCCGCCCUGCUGGAGAAGGAGGCGGUGGCGCUGAGCCCCCACCUGGGCCCGCUGCGGACGCUGCCCCUCCACGCCGGCCUGGGCGCCGCCAGCCAGCGGGUGUACGAGGCCGAGGUCCCCCCGCCGCCGCCGACGCCCCCCAGGGGGCCGGGCGGGGGGGGGGAGGCGGGGCGGCGCCGGGUGGUGCUGACGGACACCCUGGCCGAGGCGUCCUUCUCCAUGCCCGGGAUCCGCUACGUCAUCGACACGGGCCUGCAGCUCAAGACCGUUUACAAUCCACAAAUACGGGCAAACUCCCAGGUCCUCCAGCCAAUCAGCAAGCAGCAGGCAGACAUGCGCACGGAGAGGGUCAACAGCUGCCUUAAAGGGCUGUGUGUGCGUCUGUACCCCCAGGCGCUGUACGAUCAGGGCAUGCAGGAGGAGCACUGUCCCCGGGUCGUGGAGGAGAACCUCAGCAGACUCGUCCUGCUCCUCAAACGGCUGGACAUCGCUGACAUGGGGCAGUGCAAGUUCCUGGACAGACCUGCCCCGGAGGCCCUGAUGCAGGCCCUGGAGGACCUGGACUACCUGGCGGCGCUGGACGACGACGGCAACCUGUCGGAGGUGGGCAUCAUCAUGUCGGAGCUGCCCCUGGAGCCGCCGCUGGCCAAGGCCCUCAUCGCCGCCUGCGAGUACGACUGCGUCAACGAACUGCUCACCAUCGCCGCCAUGCUCACAGCUCCAUCCUGCUUCAUGACCUCAGCUCCUACCGGCGAAGAAGCUGUGAUCUCCCAACGGCGCCCUCUACUGCACGCAGAGGGCGACCACUUCACUCUCAUCAAUAUCUAUCAAGCUUUCGUAGAACAUAAACAGGACGAGGCGUGGUGCACGACAAACUUUCUCAGCUCUGCUGCACUACGAUUGGCUGUGGUGAUCCGGGCGGAGCUUCUGGAGGUGAUGCAGCGAAUAGAGCUUCCUGUGUCCCCCCCCGCCUUCGGCUGUCAGGACAACUGCACCAACGUGAAGCGAGCCCUCAUCUCCGGCUUUUUCCUUAAGGUGGCCCACGACGUGGACGGCUCGGGGAACUACCUGCUGCUCACCCACCGCCACGUGGCCCACCUCCACCCCUUCUCCUCCUACCUGUGCAGCCAGCCUGCCUCGGACCCGCCGCCCUGGGUGCUGUACCACGACUUCACCAUCUCCCACGACAACUGCAUCUGCACCGCCUCCCACGUGCACCCGCACAUGCUGGUGGAGCUGGCUCCGCAGUACUACCUGGGGAACCUGCCUGCGAGCGAGGGGAAGGAGAUGCUGAGGGAGCUGAGGCAGACCCUGGAGCAGGGCAGGGCGCCGGGGGAGGGCGAGGCGCUGCUGCACAGCUACACCCACCCCAGCCUGGAGGAGCGCCGGGGCGAGGGGCGCGACAGCCAGGACAACAAUGACAUCUGCGUCCUCCAGUGAAGGAGGGUCACUCUCAGCAUCCAGGAGUUCGAGAAAGAAAGUCGAGGGAACGGAAGCGGGGUGUUUCCCCGACGUGGGAUUAGCGCCGUCUCUCCUCCCCCCCCCCCCCCCCCCUCAAGAAGUUAGCGCCUUCCUCUUUGGUUUGUCCCUUUUUUUUGUGGCUUUGAAGGAAUUCCUCGUCUCUGGGAAUAUGUACGCACGGAAGCUGUUGUGUGUCUGUUUGACUUUUUUCACGUGAGCUGAGACGUUUUUUUUAUAUUUGAUCGCAAGGGUACUUUUCUCUCGAGUCUUUAAAUCACUAUUUUAGAUAAUAGGAAUAAAACAGAAGUAAUAUAUUUGGAAUAAAUCUAGAUCCUUCCUUCAGAGGGGAGAUGCUGGACCUCGGAGAACACUAAGGUUAAAUGGCGCUCCAUGCAGACGCCCAGAGAGAGAUGUGAACGGUGUACCUCAGGGCUUCAUGCUGCGCUGCGGUGCUGAUAGAAACCUAUCGCUCCAGUUCUGCUGUUUAAAAUCCAUUGUUUUUAUACUGUUUGUACAGUUUGGGUACAUAUCCUCCUUCCUUUGCAUAUGAUGAGUCCCUCCCUCUUUCUUUCCAGCAAUGAAGUGUGAAUAUUGGUGUGUGUUUGUCUAAAGUGAAAAUAUAUUGCCUCUAUUUAAUUUGAACAAUGAAUAAAAACAAUUGCAAUUA